Messenger RNA from Caenorhabditis sp. 36 PRJEB53466, 432 nucleotides. NCBI's taxonomy places the organism in Eukaryota, Metazoa, Nematoda, Chromadorea, Rhabditida, Rhabditidae. The record is from the annotation of a GenBank genome assembly.
AUGAAUGGUAGGCAACAAAAAAUAUCUCGGAAGCUUUCCAGACUAUUCCAGGCGGGUCGAUGAAUAACAUGACGCAUCCGAUGAACAGAACCGAAGAAAUGCCGCCGAUGCCACGAAACAUGACUUUGCAAUCGAGAAAUAGAUCCGACGAAGAAGAUGAAGGAGAGAUUCCGAGAAGCCGUCGCAGCAUCGUCGAUGACGUGGAAAACGCCGGAAAGAGCGCUCUGAACAAAGUGGAAACCGCCGGACAAGGAGCCGUCAAUACGGCCGAGGGAUGGGGACAGGAAGGUGCGGCUCUUUAAAGAAAACCUCUUUCUUUCUAACCAUUCAUUCAUUUUUGUAAUUUUAGGCCUGAACGCGGUGGAAAACGCAGGAAGCGCAGUGGUCACCGGAGCCAAAGGACUCAUCAACAAAGUGGAAGCGGCGAUUUGA